This is a messenger RNA of Erythranthe guttata (spotted monkey flower), 3090 nucleotides long. The record is from RefSeq and is a predicted model, not a curated record. NCBI's taxonomy places the organism in Eukaryota, Viridiplantae, Streptophyta, Magnoliopsida, Lamiales, Phrymaceae.
AAUUGCAAGAAAGUAUUUGAAUAAUUGCCAUCUAAACAAAUUGAAGUUUGCAUAAAUAAAAGAAAUGAAGUAGAAACACAAGUUCAGAAUCAAGAGUUUGUGCAUUGGGAGAAACUCACACACAAAUUACACACAGUGAAAAGACGGCUGGCCGGCCGGCCGUGAAUCGGAAGAACCACCGCCCGGCGAGUUGCUCCGCCACACCGAUUUUCGUAAUCCCCUAUCUUCAAAUUUUGAAGAAAAAAAGAAAAAAAAUUAACUUCAGCAAGUACUCUUCAAUCAAUUGUAAUUCAAAAUCAUCCCUUUUUACAUAUGCUCUGCAGAUCUUUUAUCCGAGGUUACCCACUUUCCCUUCUUACAUUCCCUUUUUGAUUGAACAUUUACUAUUCAAUUUAUUGAGCAUUUUUGUAGUUAAAUCUUGUUGUAUUUCCAUCUGGGAUUUUCUAGAACUUUCCAAUUUGGGCAAUUUUACGCAGUUCUUCGGGUUUAUUUUCGUGUGAUUUAAACUCAAUGUGAUUGAUCAAACUUGCAAUUUUGCUGUUUGCAAAUUUGGGCAAUUUUACGCAGUUAUUCGGGUUUAUUUUCGUGUGAUUUCAAUUCAAUGUGAUUGAUCAGACUUCAAUUUUGCUGAUUGCUUUCUAUUAGGUUUUGUUUUAAGGUGAUCAGGGUUCUUGAAUUGGGAUUCUUUAGUUUUUUAUAAGUUAGUAGAAGAACCUUUUUGAUGAAUUUCGCCCCCUUCGAUGAAUUUUCAGUUUGAUGCUUCGUUGAAUUGUGCACUCGAUAUGUCCGGAUCGGCCAAGAAAGAAGCGCGUCGGAAAUCGAGUAGAAAAGACGACGAGAGAACCUUGCAAAGCUUGAAACAAGAAUUGAAACCCCGUAAGAGAAAAGUCGGUAGCUUCUUACACGAAUGCAACGGCAAUACGAAUUUGAAGAGGAAGAUUGUGAAGAAAGCCAUCGUGUGUAAGACGAAAACCUCGAAAAAGCAACCUUCUUUGACUAGCCUGAAAGAAAAGCUUGCAACGAUUAGCAAGAAGAAGAAGAAGAAGAUUGAGAAAAAAGACGAUAGAGAUGAAAACCUUUCAAACUCAAAGAAACAGAGAAGUAGAAAGAAACGGAAAAACAACGUCGAGCUCGACGAAGCUUCGAAAUUACAGAGAAGGACGAGGUACUUGUUAAUAAGAAUGAAGCUCGAGCAGAAUCUUCUUGAUGCUUACUCUGCUGAAGGUUGGAAAGGUCAGAGUCGAGAAAAGAUUAGACCAGAGAAGGAACUGCAAAGAGCCAAGAUGCAGAUACUGAAGUACAAACUAGGCAUACGUGAGGCAAUUCAUCAACUGGAUUUGCUUAGUUCCAAAGGGCAAAUUAGUAAUUCUGCUGUUGCUCCUGAUGGAUCUGUUCACCACGAACAUAUAAUUUGUGCCAAAUGUAAGUUGCGAGAAGCUCUCCCGGAUAACGACAUUAUACUGUGUGACGGGACAUGCAACUGUGCUUUUCACCAAAAGUGUAUCGAUCCUCCGCUGUCAACUGAAAACAUCCCUCCUGGGGAUCAAGGGUGGUUUUGUAAAUUCUGCAAAAAGAAGAUGGAAAUAUUGGAAGCGACAAAUGCUCACCUCGGGACUCAUUUUCCCGUCGACAGUUCUUGGGAGGAUGUUUUCAAGGAGGAAGCUGCAUUACCCGAUGGUGGAAAUUACAUGUCGUGCCAGGGUGACGAAUGGCCGUCCGAUGAUUCUGAAGAUGAUGACUAUGAUCCGGAUCGAAACGAAUACAGUUGCAGCGAAAGUGCGUCUAAAUCCGAGUGCGGUGCAUCUGAUUGCAGCUCCAGUUUUAUAGUUGAAGAGAGACGCGGCAGAUCUGUUGAUAACUCUCUCGAGUUGAUCGGAGAAGAUUCUGAUGAUAUCAACAAUGCCGAAGUUGUGAGCCAUCCAAGACAACGAGCAUCGGUCGACUAUAUCAAGUUAUAUAAUGAAAUGUUUGGAAAGUAUGCUACCGAAAGUGAGCAAAUUAGUGACGACGAAGAGUGGGGGCCCACAAAAAGGAAACGGAAAGUGAAGGAGAGCGAUGCUGCGAGCACUCUUAUGACACUAGGCGAGACUGACGAAAAGAAUUCGGAAGAAAUAGCGUCGGAAUUGGACGAGAAUCGGCUUAUUAAGAAGAUGAGAAGACCGAUUUUCAGACUCCCACAUAAUGCAGUUGAGAAGCUUCGACUUGUUUUUGCUGAGAACGAACUACCGGCAAGAACUUUAAGAAUGAGUCUUUCGGAGCAGUUAGGCCUAGAAUUCGAGAAGGUCAACAAAUGGUUCAAGAACGCACGUUACUUAGCACUGAGGGCAAGAAAGCAAGCAGAAAGAGCACAAGUAUCUGAGAACGUUAGUCCCGUUCUUGAAAAGGAAUCCUUAUCGGAAACUUCAAAGGACGUCCAAUUUUAUCGAACGGAAUCAUCGGAAAAUACGACAUCACCGAAUCCAAAAAGCUCACACAAGUUUGUUAAAAGAAGGAAUUCCCAUUUGCUGACCAAUUCUUUCGAAAUAAAGCAGUGUAAUAAACGAUUGUUACAGACAGCAGCAAAUAGUAACCAGAUGAGUGUGGAUGUUGGAGAAGAUGUGAGCCUGAAACAGUUGAGAGAGAAAGCAAAGAAAGCUAAUAGGAAGAAGAAAUCGGAGUUAGACGAAAAACGAGAUGCUUUCGAGAGAGAGAUGGAAAGGCUUUGCGAAAUGAAGAGUAGAGUCGAAAAUUUGCAGCAGAGUCUACUUCAACUUCCAAUAAGGAGAUUUGGUAAUAAAACUAACUCAACUCACCUAUCUGUUAUUCUUGUACCAAUAGCACAACUCAAGGAGAAAACGUGACUCCCGUUUUUCGAUUUUUUUUUUUUUAUAAACUUUUUUACUAUGGCAUUUAUUUCUCUGCAAUCGGAGAGAUGGAUGUGUUUUUCUGUUUCUUUUUUUUUUCGGGGGUGAGUAGACACCGUUUCGAGAGCUCCGAAAUUUAAAAUUUUUGGAGUGAGUUGUACAUAAUUGUAACCGUGUAUUAUUAUAUUGAAAUUCGUUAGUAAAGAAUGAGAUUAUAUUAAUAGAUAAAGUAAAGGAGUUACGAAUC